Molecule: messenger RNA, 3191 nt
Organism: Brassicogethes aeneus
Lineage: Eukaryota; Metazoa; Arthropoda; Insecta; Coleoptera; Nitidulidae
Source: the annotation of a GenBank genome assembly
CGCGCGAGCUCGAAACAUUCGACAGUCUAGUCAAGACCGGCGACGCGGCAUCAAAACGGCAACACUCGCUACAACCACUACAUACUACUACAAGUCCUCCACUACCACCCGAUUUGGUCCUCCAGAGAGCCGCUAGUCCUAUGAUGCGAAUGACUUUCGAAGUGUUACAAUCAAUCGCUGAUUUUCGUUCGGUGCUACGCGAAGUUUGAAAAUUUUCCGGAAAAAUGAGCCGAAUGUCAAGGGGAUCCCCUUCGGGUUGACAUUUUUUCGAAGGCGAUGGGCCGAGGAACCAUCCUUGUUGGUCCAUGGACCAUCCUAAUCUACUGGCUAGCAUUUGCUACCGGCCUAGAUCCGACAGGUCUUUUGCAGGCUUCUUCGUCGGGUUACGCAGGUCAAACGAUCGACUUGCUGGAGAAGCUGGGUCUGCACAAUACCACUUGGGCCGGGGUCACGCUAGCCCCUGGCCCGCCCCAGCUCAGGCCCGCUUACUACUUACAAGGCGACUUUCGAGACCUCAAGCUGCCACCGUCGGCCUUCCAGCAAGUGGCAGAUCUGCUGCGUCGUAGCCCGGAGUUCACCAUCGCGGCCUGGCUGAGACAGGAAACCGGAAACUCCGGGACGAUCGUGAGCAUCGCGCACGGCAUGAACCGAUACCUGGAGCUCGCGUCCAGCGGCCGAAAAAACCAAAUCCGGUUGCAUUACACGUCGCGAGUGGACUCUAAAGUUUACGUGGAGACUUUUCCGUUCAAAUUGGCCGACAACGUUUGGCAUCACGUGGCUGUGAGCGUUAGCGGGAGUCAGGUGGAGUUGAUCGUCGAUUGUCAUCCGAUGUACAAGAGGUUGAUGAGACCCGGCGCGCCCGAAAGGAAUUUCAGUGAUCCCCAGCAGCUGUGGCUCGGCCAAAGGAACAAACAUUACUACUACAAGGGUGCCAUGCAGGACGUAAAGGUCAUCGGAGGACCCCACGGAUACCUGCUGACUUGUCCGGAGCUGGAUUCGACGUGCCCGACCUGCGGCCAGUUCAGCCUGUUGCAGAGCACCGUGCAGGAGCUGACGCGACAUCUUCAGGAGCUUUCCGAAAGGUUAAUAGCUGCAGAGGGACGCAUUAGCACGUUGGAGGACUGCGACUGCCAGAAGUCCUGCCACGACGAGCAGGACGGGACGAUACACGCGGACGGGGCCACGUGGCAACGCAACUGCGAUCUUUGCUCAUGCACGCACGGUAAAAUUCAAUGUCAUCCAGUGGAGUGCCCGGAAGUACACUGCAAACACCCCGUCAAACUAAAAGAAGACUGCUGUUACAGUUGCCUGAAGCACUGUUUCUUGAACGACCAGUUCUUCGACCACGGAGAGGUUGUCACCGUCAAAAAGUGCGUUGAAUGCGAGUGCAAGGACGGAAGCAUGGACUGCAACCGGAUCAACCCGGAAACGGCCUGCCCGAAGCUCACCUGCCCCCCGGAACUGCAGUUCAGCGUGCCAGAUAACUGCUGCAAAUUUUGCCCAGGUGUUGACUAUUGCGCAAACGGCCAUUUUUGUCACGAUAACGCGACAUGUCGGAACCUGCAAACUACUUACUCUUGCCAAUGCGAUGAAGGCUUUCAUGGGGACGGAAAUAUGUGCUCUGAUAUCGACGAGUGUCAGCAAGAGGGUGGCCUAGAAGGCCACCACUGUCAUCAAAAUACCGUGUGUGUGAACACGCCGGGGUCGUACAAAUGCGAGUGCCUCGAAGGGUACAGAAGUCUGGAUAAGUUUAACUGCGUCGAGGAGGACGAGUGCUCAACAAGAAAACACAAAUGCGACGAAAAUGCGGAUUGCAUUAACACGCAGGGCAGCUACCACUGCGUCUGCAAGGACGGGUACAAAGGAGAUGGGUACCUAUGCGAAGCUGUGUGUAAUCAGACGUGCCUGAAUGGCGGCAUAUGCAGUAGCCCGGGCAAAUGCCGAUGCCCCAAUGGAUACAUGGGCUCGAGUUGCGAAAAAGAUGUAAAUGAAUGCGAAAUGAAUCUCCAUAGAUGUACUGAAACCUCGGAGUGUGUAAAUAUGAUUGGGUGGUACUAUUGCAAGUGCAAAAAGGGCUACCAAAGCCGGAUUUCGAACAAUAAUCUAGGAACUUUAUGUGAAGAUGUUGACGAGUGCAAAGAAAAGCAGCACACCUGCCACCAGAGUGCGAAAUGCGUGAACACGAACGGACGCUACAAGUGCGAGUGCGACGCAACGAUUAAAUUAAACACUAGUGCGGUAACCGUAUCGCCCGUGGGCGGCAACGAAUGCCGGAUGAGUUGCGCUUACGGCGGCGGCGAGGUCCCGGACGGCUCGUCGGUGCCGCCGACGGCAGCGCUGGACGCCGCCACUUCAAAGUGCGAGCGCUGCACCUGCACCAAGGGCGUGAUGGAGUGCGAGCGCCGCCGCUGCGACUGCGCCCAGCCGGGGGCGGCCGACGACGAGUGCUGCCCCCAGUGCAGCGCGCGCUUCAGCUGCCGGCACCAGGAGCUCACGGAGGUCGUGCUGAGGCACGGCGAGCAGUGGAGCUAUCAGUGCCAGACUUGCGAGUGCGAGUACGGCGAGGUGGAUUGUUGGGACAUGCGUUGUCCGCCCUUGCUGUGCGACAACCCAGUGACUUCAAGCGGCGAUUGCUGUCCGCAUUGCGGGGACCCGUGUCCGAUGGGGAACGUGUCCGGCACCGGACAGCAGUGCGUCUACAUGGGCAGAAUGUACGAGUCGGGGGCGCAGUUUGCCGAUCCCAACGAUACGUGCGUAACGUGCAACUGCAAGGACGGAGCACUAUGCUGCAGUUAUUCUAACCAUUGCCGCGACGAUCAACACCCCGUGGGAUUUGAUGGACUGGUGGCCGGCAACUCGACGUCCGCCGCCGCGAGACGAGCCCCGCCGCCGGGGGGCGCACCCGUGGCGCCUGCUGCGCCUGCUCGAGUGGCUGCUGGCGGCGGCGACCUCGAGCCGCCUGCGCAGACGCAGCAAGGGGGCUGAGGCGGCGUUCGCGCCCCCAGACGGCGGCAUAUACAUUCCGGGACGCGGUGCCUUCUCCACGAGAUGCGACGAUGUCACCAGCGAGCAAUCUCUCUAACACUGUUGCACCCUUUUUCUGAGCGAUUCACUAUUGGGCCGUUUAAAAACGAUGUCGCUUUUUAACGACCCAAUAUACCUACAUAUAAAUAUAUAACUUUCGAAAUUCC